CCAUUUCUCUACGACCCACGCGCCCCACAUAUAAUCCCCACAUAUAAUCCAUUUCCACGCAUAUAAAUUCCCCAUUUCUCUAUGACCCACGCAUAUAAAUUCCCCAUUUCUCUAUGACCCACGCAUAAUCCUCAUUAUACAACCCACGCGCCCCACACAAAAUGCUCAUUAUAAAUUCCCCAUUUCUCCUCAUAACCCUCAUCAUACAUCUUCAGUUCUCUCAUUUUCCCUUAACAAAUUAAGCGUGAAGAAGCCUUCUGUUAUCUCAGGAUACAACAAACAAGCAUGUCUGCCCUGAAUUCCACUCAUUUCACUUCAUUGAGGGACCAAGUGCUGAAUGUAUUCAAGGAAUUGCAGGAGAUCCUCAUUAAAUUCUUAACACUGUCCAUUGCUUUGAUUUCACUAACAAACACUGAGUCAGGGAAGCUUUUGUUUACAGAACAGCACAAGCUAAUGAUGUUUCUGAUUUUAACCAUUGUCUUAUACUUCUUAUUUGCUUCCACUGGGACAAUACUUCAGAUAUAUAAGGGAAACCUCCUUCCACUUGUAAUUUGGGUCAUGCUUAUUGUGGGAGGUAUUGUUUCAGUUCUGGCUUUGAGCUUCAUUUCAGCCACCGUAGCUUGGAUCACUUUGGCCAUGUGGGUUGGAAUAUUCGCAGUGGUUGCCUACGACUAUGGUGUUCCUCAAAGGAUCAUGAAUUGGGUUAAGGGUCCAUCAAGCUGAGCUAAUUAAGGUUGUCGCCUCUCUAGAGAAAGCAUCAAACUAUGACACUAUAUCACAGAGUUUCUCAGUUAUGUUGUUGUCCUUUGUGGUUGCUAGUUAUUAUGUUUUUUCUGUGUUAUGUGUUAUAUGUUGUACUAUACGUUUCUAGAUUCUUGACUUGACUUAGGAAGAAUCUGUUAUGAAUUUGUGAAAAUAUAUCUUCUUUUUAAUGAUUAGAAGUUUUGUUUUCCUUUUA
Glycine soja is the source of this 958-nucleotide messenger RNA. RefSeq lists its product as uncharacterized. NCBI's taxonomy places the organism in Eukaryota, Viridiplantae, Streptophyta, Magnoliopsida, Fabales, Fabaceae. Bases 286 to 723 code for a protein of 145 amino acids. The transcript is spliced from 2 exons. The record is from RefSeq and is a predicted model, not a curated record.